AUGACAAAGAAGAUCAUUACAAUUGUGGGCGUGACAGGCACCCAAGGCUCCUCCGUCGCUGAUGUCUUCCUGAAAGAGGAGGGGUGGCAUGUCCGUGGCAUCACUCGCGAUCCAAGCAAGCCGUCAAGCCAGGUCUGGGCAGACAAGGGCGUUGAGCUUGUCAAAGCCGAUAUUAAUGAUUUUGCCACGUUGAAGCCAGCCUUUGCUGGAUCAAACGUGAUUUUCGGAGUCACUGAUUUCUGGGGAGUCGCGUAUGACCCAAAUACAAAAGCCCUGGCAACAUCAACCUCCCGUACCGAAACCGAGGUCGCCUACGAGGCUGAGAAGCAGCAGGGUCGCAACAUUGCAGACGCGGCAUAUGAUACAAUUGAAACAUUGGAUCGACUUGUCUUCUCAACUCUCUCGCAUACCCGAAAAUGGAGUAAUGGCAAGUAUACUCACAAUCUCCAUUUCGACGCCAAGUGGGAGGGCGUGGAAUACCUCAAGUCAACUUAUCCGACACUUGACAAGAAGACCUCAUAUUUGCAGGUUGGUCUAUAUGUGACAAACUGGAAGCAGGGGCUGAAUUUUGCCCGGCCGAGCAAGCAACCUGACGGUACUUUUCAAAUGGGUCUUCCCAUGGAUGGUGACGCUCUGGUCCCACUGGUCGAUGCGCGACAGGACACAGGUAUGCAUUCAAUUAAGUGCUCUAUUGAAGACUUGGAGCCGCUAACAUCCUAUGUGCAAGGCACAUUUACCAAGGCUCUCGUUCAGGCCGGACCGGGCAAGACUCUUCUCGGCUUCGGCAGCUUGAUUAGCUGGAACGAAUUUGCAGCUCUGUGGGGAAAGACUUACGAGGCGACGUGUCGCUACAAGCGCAUUGACCGUAAAGUCCUCGAAACUGCUGUUCCUGGCUGCAUCGGCGAGGAAUUAGCAGAUAUGUUCGAGUACAUUGGGGAGUUUGGAUAUGAUGGCCGCGAUCCAAGCGUUGUUUACCCAGACAAUCUCGGUGUGCAUGUUCCAGUAUACACUAUGGGGGAGUAUAUCAAGGACGAAGAGUGGCCCGAGGUUUGA
Messenger RNA from Fusarium graminearum PH-1, 1053 nucleotides. RefSeq lists its product as uncharacterized. Bases 1 to 1053 code for a protein of 350 amino acids. The record is from RefSeq and is a predicted model, not a curated record. Lineage: Eukaryota; Fungi; Ascomycota; Sordariomycetes; Hypocreales; Nectriaceae. The transcript has 4 exons.